Molecule: messenger RNA, 3943 nt
Organism: Betta splendens (Siamese fighting fish)
Lineage: Eukaryota; Metazoa; Chordata; Actinopteri; Anabantiformes; Osphronemidae
Exons: 3
Coding region: 1-1461 (486 amino acids)
Source: RefSeq, a predicted model, not a curated record
AUGAACACAGAAAAGAAAAUGGAACCCACCUGCAUUUUGCGCGCUGGGUCUCCACUCUCGGCGUCUCCCCUCCCUCUCUCUCCCCCUGUCUCUCUCUCCUUUGCAGAUAUUAAGUGCGUGUGUUUUCUAUGGACCUUGCCUUUGGACCCCUCUCUAGUUUCACAGUGGAUUCGAGAACCGUGGGAAUUUGUUCAAGCUCGGGGGAAAAAACAAGUUGUUUGCAGCUGUUGGUGCUCAUUAGGCGUGAAGGAGCAGCAGGGCCAUUUAUCUGAGAACAUGUCCCACUCACUGGAGAGAGUUGUGGCCCAGAAGAAGGAGGCCAUCGAGGCAGCGAUGGACAUGUUCGAGCGGGGGGCGGAGGUGCUGGCGAGCGCCGUGGGCGAGCUCUUCCCUCUGUGCGAGGCCGCCGCCCCGGUCGUGCGUCUGGCUUUGGACAACGUGGAGAGCAAAGAGGUGUUUUACGUCAAGGAGCAGUUCCUGACGGUGAAGAACAAGCUGGACGUGCUCUCCACCCAACUGGAAGACAUCGAAUGUGAAAUCAAGAAGGGAAGACUGGACUCACAGUAUUUUGCGGUGGAGGAGAACAUUAGGAACCAGUUCCGGAAGUACAUGGACAUCUUGGAGGCAAAGCAGCAGUUCAGGGAGGUGAAGAAAAGGCUUUUCCUGGAACAUUUUGCAAAAACAGGAGGAGAGAAAAACCUGCUGGUGUUGUUUGAUGCUUUGAUGGGGGCUAACACCUUUGGAGACUCUGUUUUAGAGCUGGUUGAAAGGUACGUGUCGAGGAACCGCCGGCUCCUCGAGGACUUCUGUGUGCGGAUGAAGGAGCUCUUCUGUUUGGGCCUGAUCGCUCUGCUGGGUCACUGCGCUUUAACCCAGGGUCCGGACGAAGAGGAGGAGAAAGUACAGGAGUGGAGCAGCAGAAUCGCAGAGGUGGAGUCCAGGAUGAAGGCAGCCAUCGCGUCGUGUGUGGCGGCGUUCCCACAGCAAGCGAAGCUGGAUGCACAGCACCUCCUGCAAGAAAGUAAGCAGGAGAGUCUGCAGGACACCACUCAGCAGCUUCUACACUUCCUGGUCAAGAAGUACGACUGGGUCAGCUGGUCCGUGCGCCUCAUCAACCACUCCGGCAGCACCUACCGCAACUGGAGGGCGGGCGAGCGCUUCCACCACGUGUCGGGACGCAACUGGUUCGAGGUGCUGCAGGUCAACAACAUCAACCUGGUGGUGUCCUUCAGCAGCCGGCCGCAGCCGGUGCCGCGCGGCGCCGUCCGGCAGGCCAUGGAGGCCCAGGCCAGGAGGGCCAACGCGCCCGCCGCGGUGGAGGCGCUGGAGAAGCAGCUGCGCGGGUUCGUGGUUCACGCCGUGAGUCGCCACAAGGAGUCUGCAGCCGCCUGGAGCUUCCCAGAGGACUGUCACUACUGGGAGAGACACAGGAACGUGGCCGUGUGCGUUCACUCAGAGUAAAGACCACGCAGCAGCAACAGGGGUGUGUGUGUGUGUGUGUGUGUGUGUGUGGGGCCUGUUCACCUCUGGACAACACGGCUCAGAAAUGCAUUUAUGCACUGAUGGAGUCAGUCCAUCCAUUACUCCUUAUCACUCCUUCGCGGGUCACAUUUAACAAAGACAUGCAAAAAUGACCUGGUCCUGAAAUAAGAGAAGAAUCUGUGAAAACCAUCAUCCUGAAUCUAGAGAGCAUUUGUAUCAGCUCUUAGACAAAAAUCCUCAUACACUAAAUAUUUAAUAUGACCUGAUAUUUCUUGGCUUUUAUGUUUAUUUAACUGUUUGGAUGUAAUUGUUGUAUCAUGACGUUCACCACUAUAUAUUUCACAUUUAUUUAUAAACUAUAAACUACUUUAACCUCAGACGUCAUGUACAGUGUAGGCAGCAUAUGAACGUAUACAGCCGUGUGUCUUGUGCUGCUGCUCCGCUGCCACAUCGCGUCUCCCCUGACGAACGCCUUCUGCACCCACUGCUCUGGGCGCUGGUUCUGCUGAGGCUGCAUGUGCACGGGCCCGCUCCCCUUUUUGGCCUACAUCACUCUGACAGAGCGAGGGGCAGCCUCAGGCGUGACAAAACAAGAGGCUCGGCGUUUGGCACCGGAGUCGCCAGCGUUAAACACUCGAUGCUGAGCAGCGGUGCAGGAGCGGUGUCACACUUUGUGAUGGUUCCGCCUGGGUGAGAGUGAUGUCAUCACUGACCCAAAGCCUUUACACUGCUAACGGCCCACCUCACACUCAGCCUUUAAUAAGCAGUUACAGCCCGUGGCUGCACCUAGUGGUGACGUACAUGUGGAUCAGAAGAACAGGAAUUUAUCCAUAUCAAAAGUCAUGUGUUCAAAUACAUUAACUUCUACAUUCCAGAAUAAAAUCAGUGCACGAUCGAUGGGACCAUUCUUUGAUUCCUUAUGACAACUAACGACCAACUACAAAUUGUUAAUGGUGUAAACAAGUCUAAUCUAAUAUCUGCGUCUGUCGUCUGGUCUAAAUGUGAUUUAUGCAGCACUGUUAGUGCCUGUGCCCAUUAAAGCAAGGUAGUGCACCCUCAGCAACAGGGACGUCCUAAUUAAAUUGAUAUUUACACGUAAGUCAGCAUUUCCAGACCGCAGCGCUGCUUUGAAUAACCUUUGGCUGAGCUAAUAUCCUGCAGAACGGCAGCAAAGUGCUGGGCUUAGCGAGAUGCUAUCAGCCUGGUGUCGGUGCGGAGGCUGGACAUCCUCUUACAUCCCAGUGGACGGUCUUUAGCUGAUUGGUCUGUCUGUCGUAAAUCAAAGAUGUCAGAAUCCAUCAAGUAUUAUCUGUAGAACACAUCGCAGGGUGGGAGGGAGUGGACUGAAUCUGCAGAGGUUUCUGUGUUUGCAGGGGAAAAGCUGCAGGUUGUUCAGUUAAAAACAGUCUCAAACAAGAACGGAAAUAGAAAUAGUGAUUAUUUUACAUUUUGAUUUCCUCGUGAUGCUGGUUUCGAGGGUGUUUACGGGGGUCAAUGAUCAAAUAUCAUGAGUGUAAAAGUCAUCACUGCUUGGUCCUUAAAUAAAUACGUAACCCAAACAAUGUGUCACAGUCCAGUUAUGUCUGGGCUGCAUUGAAACAAACAGCAACGCACCUGCUGGAAUCCCAGACAGGUGACUAACACGAGCUUCCACCUUUCACAUAUCAAUACUUUAAUCCUAGGUUGAAAAGGCAGAAAUCGUGCUACAGACAGACACUUGGGCGUGCCAGACUUCAAACACAGCACACAACCCAGACAACAGACAAACAGCAGAAACUCGCCGGCGUGACGCGUUAGUCAACAGCUUGGUUAUUUUCUAUGAUACUUUUGCUUUUACACUUAAGUGAUGCUUUGGCCUGACUCUUCUGGUUUCUAAACUGCUCUAAGGAGGAUUCAGAGCUGAGGUUUCUCCUCAGGCAGCUUGUGCCGGAGGCCAGUGGAUUCAUUAGUGGUUCUGUGGGCUUUGCCUCGGUAACAACUAUUGAUCCAGCAGGCGCUUCGCUGCAUAAAAGGCUCUGCCUGCGGGAGCCUGUCAAUCCUUACUGUCAUUAAAGGGAGGCCAAAGCCUCUGCUCACUGACAGAUCCACUGCAUCCAUCUGAUGCCGCAGGAGCUGGAGUUAUGCUGUUCUGCGGUUAAGGGCAGGUUAAAGUAAGGUUUUCCCAUUGAAUGAGUGAAAUCUGGUGGUGCCAGACGUGAUCUGCAGAAAGAGGGCGCUGUCAACAUACGGAUCAGUUUGCUGAUCUGGACUGAAGAGCUGCUUCUGAAGCGUUUCUAUCCAAUUAUGAAUGGAGGAAAACUAUGACUGAGUUCAAUCAUUACCUUAAAUUCUAUUUAAAAAAACUGGUAAAUGUGAUGUUUUAUUCUUUAGUUUUGAAGAUUAUAACAAGACAAUGCUGUAAAAUAUUAAUCAAUAAAAGCAUGCUGUAAUUCUGGGAAUAAUAAACCAAUUACAUUUAAAA